Messenger RNA from Protopolystoma xenopodis, 307 nucleotides. Lineage: Eukaryota; Metazoa; Platyhelminthes; Monogenea; Polystomatidea; Polystomatidae. The record is from the annotation of a GenBank genome assembly.
GGCAAGCAAAAGGACUCCUGUUCAAAGGACGCCUUUGUCGGCCAGUGCGCACACACAUCCAGUCCAUACGGUCACUGUGACAGGUAGCCAGAAUGCACACAACCUAGUCAGCAUCAGCUCGGAUGGCAAACUCUGCUCCUGGAGCCUUGAUAUGCUCGGUCAGCCUCAGCAGUCCCUCGAGCUGGCCCAUAAACAGACUCGUAGUGUGGCUGCUACGUGUCUCGCCUUCCUUGAUGACGACGUCAACAACUUCCUCGUCGGCUCAGAGGACGGCAGAAUUUACUCAGGUCUAAGACACAGCAAGUAA